Molecule: messenger RNA, 531 nt
Organism: Panicum hallii
Lineage: Eukaryota; Viridiplantae; Streptophyta; Magnoliopsida; Poales; Poaceae
Exons: 2
Coding region: 1-531 (176 amino acids)
Source: RefSeq, a predicted model, not a curated record
AUGGAUGCAUUUGUCAUGGAAAUACACAAGCUCGGGAACAAGUUGUCAGGACUCGAGAUCCAUCAUGUGGUUCGGGACAACAAUGUUGGGACAGAUGUGCUUUCAAAGCUGGGGUCUGAUCGAGCAAAUGUCCCACCAGGAGUAUUCAUUCACGAGUUACAUCAUCCAUCCAUCAAGGCACUAGAUCAAAUCACCAUCAUUCCGAUCUCUUCUGAGCCCGACCAAGAGGUCAUGAUGAUCGAGGUUGACUUGUGGACACCAUUCAUUAACUUCAUCAAAGAUCAAAAGCUACCCUCUGGCAUUGACGCAAAAAGCAUUGAGGCUGCACGCAUCUUCAGGCGAAGCAAGAGUUAUGUCCUGGUCAAUGACAAGUUGUACAAGCGUGAUUCAGCAUCAGGCAUCCUUCUGAAGUGUGUUCCAGUCGAGGAAGGCAAAGAAAUACUACAAGAAAUUCAUGAAGGAGAAUUCUAUGAGAAUAGCGCCAUUGAGGUAAAGUACAUGUCGGUUGCUCACCCACAGGCCAAUGGCUAG